Molecule: messenger RNA, 724 nt
Organism: Mytilus trossulus (common blue mussel)
Lineage: Eukaryota; Metazoa; Mollusca; Bivalvia; Mytilida; Mytilidae
Exons: 4
Coding region: 41-724 (227 amino acids)
Source: RefSeq, a predicted model, not a curated record
UGUAUUAUAUACGUUUCUACUUCCUUGUUCGUACACACAAAUGGCGAAAAUAAGAAUUUACUAUUGUUAUUGGUUUGUUUUGGAAUAUACAAUUGUGUUUGUCUCGGGAAAAACAGAGCGUUUGACUUUAUGUGAAUAUUUCGAUCGAGGAAAUGCAACAGUCGGUUGUAUGAAUGACGAAACAUUAAUUUUGAAAAAGAUAACAUAUGGUGAUUCUCGAUGUCCGGAGGACAGCAACAGAGAUAAAUGUCAUUCAAAUAUAAGAACCUACUUCAACAACCAUUGUCUUGGAAACGACAGCUGUACUCUUUCCACCGUAACGUUGUUUGAUAAUAAUUGUAAAAGGCCACCAAGACGAUUAUAUGUAACCUUUACGUGUAAUUGGUUGUUCUGGUAUUGGAAUUAUGGAGUGUAUACUUGUGCAAAUUCGUUAAGUGAAGUGAAAUGCCCAAAGUUUCAGUAUAUUCAUAUUACAAAUGUCUGGUCAGACAGUGAAUGCCAUGAUAUUGACACAAUAAAUGCCAUAGCUCGCCUUGACGAGUUGUGCAAAGAAAAACGCACUUGUUUAGCAGAUCGAAAUAGGACUUCCAGUCUGUAUCAUGAAAGAUUUGUUAGCUUUUCCUAUGGGUGUACAGGACCAACAGAAUCUCCAGUUACAGAGGACACUCCUAGCACGUAUUACGGUAAAAAAAUAUGUAUUGUGAAGUGUGUUAUCUUUUUUUAG